Lates calcarifer (barramundi perch) is the source of this 5253-nucleotide messenger RNA. It is a transcript of the gene sec24d, whose product is annotated as SEC24 homolog D, COPII coat complex component. The record is from RefSeq and is a predicted model, not a curated record. Gene Ontology annotation, biological process: COPII-coated vesicle cargo loading; intracellular protein transport; endoplasmic reticulum to Golgi vesicle-mediated transport. Gene Ontology annotation, molecular function: zinc ion binding; SNARE binding. The coding region runs from base 185 to 3376 and encodes 1063 amino acids. The transcript has 23 exons. NCBI's taxonomy places the organism in Eukaryota, Metazoa, Chordata, Actinopteri, Centropomidae. Gene Ontology annotation, cellular component: COPII vesicle coat; endoplasmic reticulum exit site.
UUCUCUUCGUUUCGACACAGGCGAAUUGCGUCGCGUAACCAACAUAGCGACCGGCGCUUUGGUGGAGUUUGACGUGGCACUCUGCUUUCACUGAGGGCGAUAGACAGGAGAGGACUCUGCCCAGUGUUCAGGUUGUCAAAACUUCAUUUUGGCAUGAGAAGACAGUAACAGUCAUUCCAUCAAAAUGAGUCAACAGGGUUAUGUUGCUGCACCCCCAUACUCCCAGGCCCAGCCAGGGAUGGGGGGCUACCAAGGUGGAUUUGGGAGUGGUCCUGCACAGCCCCUGUAUGGGCACUAUGGGGGACCACCUCAGGCAUUCACUGCUCCACCAGCAGGUAUGAUGAAAUCACCAGUUUCCUCUGCUGCUGGUAUGCCUCCACCUCCAGUGUCCAGUCAGUACAAUCCAAAUGUCCAGCAGAAUGGUGCUCAUCCACAAAGGUACCCUGCUCCACCAGCUGCAUCUGCUGCUUAUGGACAACCUCCACAGUCCCCAUACAACAGCAUGGCCUCACCUGGCCCACCUGCACCACAGCAGCUCACCAAUCAGAUGAGUGCUAUGAACUUGGGCAGCUAUGCCCCAGGACCCAUGCAGAGCCCUCCUCCACCAACAAGCUCUGUAGCCCAACAGCCUUUCCAGACACCUCCUCCACCAGCAAUGGGCCAGCCACAGAUGCCACCAGGCCCGCAGUCACCCCACAUGUCUCAACAAAUGUCCCCUCAGAUGUCUCCUCCACAGUCACCCCCAGCAAGCAUGCCAAUGGCAGGCCCACCACUGGCAGGCCCACUGAUGGUAGGCUCACAGAUGGCAGGCCCACCAAUGGGAGGCCCACCAAUGGGAGGCCCACCAAUGGCAGGCAUGGGUAGACCUUUCCCUGGGCCACCUCCUCCAGGUCCUGGAGGUUUCCAGCAGCCCAGUCCUGGAGCAGCUGGUCCACUAGGAUACCCACAGCAAGCAGGUCAGUUUGGGGGACAGAUGGCUGGGCCCCAGCCAGGCAUGCCAGGGGCCUUCCCUGGAGCACCGGCUUCACUGGCUGGCCCACCACAGAAGAAGCUGGACCCUGACUCUAUCCCUAGCAUUACCCAAGUCAUUGAGGAUGACCAACUGAAAAAAGGAGGACAGGUCUUCAGCACAAACAUCAGAGGACAGGUUCCACCACUGGUCACCACUGACUUCACAGCGCAGGACCAAGGCAAUGCCAGCCCCAGGUUCAUGCGCUGCACCACCUACUCCUUACCCUGCACUGCUGAUCUGGCCAAACAGUGCCAAGUGCCCCUGGCCUCCAUCAUUAAACCCUUUGCCAGUUUGCCAAAAGAUGAGACUCCUCUGUAUGUUGUGAACCAUGGUGAGACAGGACCCAUCCGCUGCAAUCGAUGCAAGGCCUACAUGUGUCCCUACAUGCAGUUUAUUGAUGGUGGUCGUCGCUACCAGUGUGGUUUCUGCAACUGUGUCAGUGAAGUGCCAGUCUUCUACUUCCAACAUCUUGACCACAUGGGCCGGAGGGUGGACUUCUACGAGAGGCCUGAGCUAUCCUUGGGGUCCUAUGAGUUUGCAGCCACCCUGGAUUACUGCAAGAACAACAAGCUUCCGAAUCCUCCUGCCUACAUCUUUAUGAUUGAUGUGUCCUACAACAACAUUAAAAGUGGCCUGGUCAAACUGAUAUGUGAUGAGCUGAAGACUCUGCUGGAGAAGCUGCCCAGAGAGGAAGGCGCAGAGAGCUCGGCGAUUAAGGUCGGCUUCGUCACCUACAACAAGGUCCUCCACUUCUACAACGUGAAGAGCGCUUUGGCCCAGCCCCAGAUGAUGGUAGUUUCAGACACGGCCGAGAUGUUUGUCCCACUGCUUGACGGCUUCCUCGUCAACUACCAGGACUCAAGGGCUGUUAUCUACAACCUCCUGGACCAGAUCCCUGACAUGUUUGCAGACACCAAUGAGAGUGAGACGGUCUUUGCCCCUGUCAUCCAGGCCGGCGUGGAGGCAUUUAAGGCAGCGGAAUGUAACGGAAAGCUCUUCAUCUUCCACUCCUCCAUGCCCACUGCUGAGGCUCCUGGCAAACUGAAAAACAGGGAUGACAAAAAGCUGGUCAACACUGAGAAAGAGAAAACUUUGUUCCAGCCUCAGAAAGGAGUUUAUGAGCAACUGUCAAAGGACUGUGUGGCACAGGGCUGCUGUGUGGAUCUCUUCCUCUUUCCCAGCCAGUACAUGGACAUGGCAACCAUGGCUGAUGUGCCCUCGCACACCGGAGGCUCCGUCUACAAGUACAACAACUUCCAGGUGGAGACAGAUGGGGAGCAUUUCCUGAGAGACCUAAGGAAAGAUGUGCAGAAGAGCAUCGGCUUUGAUGCCAUCAUGCGUGUCCGUACCAGCACAGGCUUCAGAGCCACAGACUUCUUUGGUGCCAUCCAUAUGAACAACACCACAGAUAUAGAGAUGGCAGCUGUGGAUUGUGACAAGGCUGUGACCGUCGAGUUCAAGCAUGAUGACACGCUCAGUGAGGAAACCGGGGCUCUCAUACAGUGUGCCUUGCUGUACACCACCAUCAGCGGCCAGCGACGCCUGCGUAUCCACAACCUCAGUCUUCACUGCAGCUCGCAGCUGUCAGAGCUGUACACGCGCUGCGAGACUGACUCACUCAUCAACUUCUUUGCCAAAUCAGCUUACCGUGCCAUAUUGAACCAACCUCUAAAGAAUGUGAGGGAGAUCCUGGUCAACCAGACAGCUCACAUGUUGGCCUGCUACAGGAAGAACUGUGCCAGCCCCUCCGCUGCCAGCCAGCUGAUUCUGCCUGAUGCUAUGAAGGUGUUCCCAGUCUACAUGAACAGCCUGAUGAAAACUGCUCCCUUGGUGGGCAGCACAGAGCUCUCCACAGAUGACAGAGCCCAUCAAAGGCUGUCGGUCAUGGCCAUGGGGGUGGAGGACACACAGCUGCUGCUCUACCCACGCCUCAUCCCACUGCACACCUUGGAUGUUAACAGCGAGGCUCUGCCUGCUCCAGUGCGCUGUUCAGAGGAGCGUCUCACCGACUCCGGCAUGUUCCUGCUGGAGAACGGCCACUCCAUGUUCCUGUGGCUGGGCCAAGCAAUCCCACCUGACCUCAUCCAGAGCAUCUUCAACCUGCCCUCCCUCGCACACCUGCAAGGACACAUGCCUGCGUUGCCGGAGCUGGACAACCCAUUGUCAAAGAAGGUCCGAUCUAUCAUCAAUGGCCUGCUUGACAAGAGGCCGAACUCCAUGAAGCUCCAAAUUGUGAGGCAGAGGGACAAACCAGAGAUGUUGUUCCGUCAGUUCCUAGUGGAGGAUAAAGGUCUGCAUGGCAGCGCCUCCUACAUGGACUUCCUUUGCUAUGUUCACCGAGAGAUCAGGCAGCUGCUCACCUAACCCAACAACGCUUGUCCUCAGUGUUCCCAUCCCAGACCAGCCUGGGAGAAACUCGGCAUCUAACGGACCAUGCACAAAUCUCACAGGGUCACUCUCAGUAGGUUCCGUUUGAAUCUUUAAGACAAAACUUUUUCACUGUUUUACAAAGACAGAAGAGGGAACAAGGAACCAGUGAGAGCCUUUUGAGACUCAACCUCCAGAGUCCACAGCUGCCUUUCCUACAUGCCUUUGUCAUCCUUUAGUAUACACACAGUAUGAUCUCCAAAUAACCACUUGUCGCUUGAAGAACUUCCAAGUAAAUCUGGAGGAAUGAAAUGGACAUAUCCAGCAUUUCCCGCAUAUACUUUGUGUGAUGGACUGUGGAGACUGGAAUGACAUCAGUGCCUGAGGCUGAAAUGCAUUUUGGCAUAAAGCCCACUGGCAUAAGCAAUACAGUAUAUAUCUCCACCGUGUUUCAAUUGAUUAAAGCGUUUUUUCAUUUCACUUUGUAGAUUUACAGGGUCUGGAUAAGACAAGGGGUUAUUUGUGGGCCAUACUGUAGAUGUUCACUUUGAAACUCAAUAAAAAGCUUGCCAGUGUUACUCUCCUGUGAAGGCUAAAUAAGUAAAGCAGUCUCAGUAACAACUUAUAAAAUCUUUUUUUAAAAACAAUAAACGCUCAAAUAAAUUUUAUAACAUUCAAAUAAUUUGAAGAUCUAUUUCUUAGAGAAAAAUGCAUUCAAAGUAACUUUUAAGCAGUGUAUCCACAGCACCAUGUAGUUAAUACUUUAGCAGAAACAAUGCCAGAAUAAAUGUCACUGAUUUGCCAGGACUGUCCCUGUCAUUACACCAUGAGAUAAUUCAAAGCAUUUGAUUCACACAUGCCCCCACCAAAAAUCAGAUUCUUUGACCAUUUAUGGCAGAGAUUUUAUCAUCACAAUGUGCAGUGAUGCAGAAAACAUCCUGUUGUGACGUUCUGAGAAUACAGUUAAAUCAACACAGCUGUGGCUCUACAUAAAGAGCAAGGACCAAUGAUACUUUUUACAGUGGAGUCAGACUAAAAACGGUUGUUUAAGGGAUACUUAUUUAAAUUUGUGGUGAGAAAGAGGAAUGGACCGCUAAUGAUACAAAGAGUCAUUAAAUAAAAAUAUUAAGCUUUUCCUUCAAGCUGUCACAUUAAACAUUAUGAUUUGUUCUUGUUGGAGUGAUUCAUCUUGACAAACACUAGCAAACAACCUCCAGCAAUGUCAUUUUUUUAAAAUGAAAAACAGUGCCAGCAGACUUUCAGAGCAAACAGAAAAAAAAAUACAAAUCAGACUUUGGCUCAUUGUUCAAGCUCCAAAAUUAAGUCAAAUCUUGUUAGACUGAUAACUAUAAUCUGCAAAACUGUCUUUAAUGAUAAUAUAUAACAUUUCAGCCAUGGGUUUCAGUACAGUUAUAGCAUCAUACUGUAUUGCCUUGCCUGUUUUUAUAGAGGUAAAUGCUUCUGUGUAAUUCAUGUACUUCAUUUGAUCAAUAUUGUAUGAUCUUGUAUGUGUGUGUGUGUGUGUGUGUGUGUGUAGCCCAUGUUGUCUUUUUGUACAUGAAAAUGCGCAACUUGUGUUUUCAAAAUAUUACCAUCUGCCUUAAGUUGAUAUAAUAGUUGUGAAGAAAUAUGUUAAAAUGUAUAUGGCCUGGAGGUUUAUGGCUGAUUUCAAUCUGUUUGGUUUGUAUGCAAACUUAUCUCAGGUAAUUUGAGUACCUUACUAUUUUCAGUUGGAAGCAGUGAGUUGAGUUGAACUGGAAAGAUGGAUGGUUGUUUUUUGGAGUCGACUUGUGGGAAUUCAUGGGCUUGGUGUGCCAUGUACAUUUAUUCCAAACCCUAAACAUACCUUUGUCUAAUUAAAUCCUUGACUCUAA